Rhincodon typus (whale shark) is the source of this 3468-nucleotide messenger RNA. It is a transcript of the gene utp23, whose product is annotated as UTP23 small subunit processome component. The record is from RefSeq and is a predicted model, not a curated record. Gene Ontology annotation, cellular component: nucleolus; small-subunit processome. Gene Ontology annotation, molecular function: small ribosomal subunit rRNA binding. Lineage: Eukaryota; Metazoa; Chordata; Chondrichthyes; Orectolobiformes; Rhincodontidae. The transcript has 2 exons. The coding region runs from base 133 to 531 and encodes 132 amino acids.
AGCUGCGUCCUAAAGGAACUGCAGUCUCUUGGGAAGGAAUUGUACGGGGCCAAAUUGAUCGCUCAGCGGUUUCAAGUGAGAAGUUGCCCGCACGCGAAGAGCGCAGUGAGUGCCUCCACCUGCCUCCUGUCGAUGGUUGGAAACAACAAUCCCCAUCACUACUUUGUGGCCACACAGGAUCAAGAGUUGACUAUGAAAAUUAAGAAGUUGUCAGGAGUCCCUCUGAUGUACAUUAUCCAAAAUACUAUGGUCCUGGAGAAACCUUCUCUCAAAUCAAUUGCACAACUACGUUCUUUGCAUGAUAAUCAAUUUGUCCCCAUACAUCAGCAACAAACUAUACAGCAUUUGAAAGAAGAGCAUGGCCUUGUGAAGGAAUCUGAACCCAGGCAUAAAAAACGCAAAAGGAAAGCGGGCCCUAAUCCUCUUAGUUGUUUGAAAAAGAAGGUCAAACCAGCACCACAACCAAAUAAAGAGAAAAAACGAAGGCGAUCAAGAAAGAAAAGGAGAACAGAUAUAUCGUGUCAAACCUGAAGUUACUAUGCAGAGGUGUAAACCAGGCAUUUGUAAGAACAUGGACCAAAGUGCAAAGCUAUGUAGUUUUUCACAUAACACUUAGUGCUCUUGACUCUAUUACAGUCUAAUUGUUCCAAAAUUUGCUUAAAGUAGUCUGGAAGGUUUUUUGCAGAAAAAGCUAUAAUUGGAGUUUGAAUAUUUAUAAUUGUAUAAAAUAUUUAUAAAUGUUUAUAAAUGCUGAUGGUGUGUUUAUAAUGAUAACAUGAGAAAUUAGAACAGGAGUUGAUGGGCCUGUUGAGCUUGCUCCAACGUUUAGUCAGUUGUGCCUGAACUCUCCCCCUGUCUCUUGAUUCCCAAUGAGAUCAUCUCAGCCUUAAAUAUAUUCAGUGACAGAGUAUAAACAGCCUAGGGUAGAGAGCUGAAAUAUUCAAAUGGCUUUGCAUGAAAAUUUUUCCUCCUUGCUUCUGCUUCUAAACAAUUGAACUCUUGUUUGUACCCGGUAUUGUAGAUUUCCCAGCCAGAGGGGAAAAAACCUCUUCAUGUCUUCUGUUUAGAAGUGAACCUUCAGCUAGUUACUUCUCAACUCCAGAGUAUUAGCCAAGUUACUCAAAACAAUGGUACAAAACAAAUAAUUUAAUGCAAAAUUAUUUUUUAUAUGCAAAGCACUUUUAAGUAUUAUCGAGUGCUGAAAAAUCAUAGAAUGAGAUUUACAUUUAAAAAGACUCUAGACUGCAAGGUAUAAGUAGGUAAAUUGAUCCACUGUUAAAGAGUCUCGUGAGUACAAUGGACUACUUCAAUAAUGCUUGAAAUGUGACCGAUACUAAAUGGUCUACACCUCAUUUAAUUCAUUUAAUGGUAAUUCAAAAGAUAAAGCAGGCCAAAAUCCUUGAGUGCGUGACUAAUAUCUUCUCAGUAUGAAAUAUGUUAUAUCAGGUUAAAUCGGGUAUUCCCUGAAAAUUAAUCAUUCCUUGGAACUUCCAUUUUUCUCUUUAGUAACAAAGUACUGAAUGGGAAAUGUUCCCAAGCUCCUUCCUCAAUUAUUGACAGACCAUUCUGGACUGAAAUGUUGUUUUCCUAGAAUCUAGAAUAGAAGUAGUUGAACUUCAUGCUGACAUGCCACACGUAAACCAUAUUAAUAGCGUAUCUAGAAUGUAAAUCAUGAGAUUUAAUCAUUUAUGCAAUCAUUAAUGGGCUUGGGCGUAAAGUUUGUCAGAUUUUAAUUUAUCAUUUUUGUUAUGGUGCACAAGAUAUCUCUCUCCUGAAACUGAAGAAGUCUCAGCGGAAAAACUAUUAUUUAUGGACAGUUGACUUGUCAGUUUGCCAAUGAAGUUUUAUGGAUCCAAUUUAUUCCAAGCUGGAUCCACUUGAGCCGAAAUAUUUUUGCUAGUAUAUGAAGCUGACUUCAUUCAGUAUAUUGUAUUUUUGCAAGCCCCCAACAGAGUAGAAGCAAUGCCCUCAUGAGAUGAUUUAAACUAAUUUACACAUUGUUGGGUUCCACAGUAUAGCAUAAGAAAGGAGAUACAAGCUGUACAAAAUGAUUGGCAGAGGGAGAUAGCACUUGGGUCAGCAAUAUUAAACAAUUAGGUAAAAUCAGAUUGGGAGUUAAUGUAACAUUUAAAUUUGGUUUACAGUCAAUAAGCUACAGGCACACAUAACCACAUGGCAACAUAUGAUUGUAGCGAUAAUGAAAACCUGUCUCAAGAAAGAACUGGGAACAAAACAUUCCUAGAUACAGGAUGUUCAGGACAGAUAAAGAAGGAAAGGAGGGGUCGGCCAUUUGAUUAAGGGGAAUUUGAUAUAGUGCUUGAGGGAGAGAUCAAAUACAAUUUAUUUGUUUGGAAGUAAGAAAGCAUAGAGGAACUAUUACACUACUGCGUGUGUUCCAUUGCCACCACCUUUAAAGGGAAAGAUAGGAUUAAAUUUGCAGGGAAACUGGAGAGAGGUGCAGAGUUAUAUAGAUGGGAUGUUGAUAAUCCCAGUAUCUUUUAGAAUAAUUAUAAAGGGAGGAAAGAGUUCUUGAAGUGCAUUCUUGAUUAAAGUGUUUCUAACCCAACAGAGAUAAAGGCUUUUAUAAGGUUUAAGUAAGCUAUAAGAAAGGAUCAAGUGUAUUCUAACGUAAAAAAAUAAUUGGAGCAGGGCCAAUUUCAAUGGGGUGACAACAGAUAAAUUGGUCAACUGGAAUCAAAACCUGCAGGCAAAACUAACAGAACAAUUGACUUUGAAGAGAAAAUGAUUCUGUUACUUUGGCUCAAUCAAGGUACAUUCUCACAAGGGAGAGAGAUUUUACAACUAACGCCAGGCUGACUAGAUGACAAAAGAGAUGGAGGUUAAAAUGAAAUAGGAAAUGGGUAAAUCUGAUGAUACAGAUAACAGCCACCUGAACAUUGCAAGUUCAGAGAGAAAAUGUAAAAGAAAAUAAGACUACAUCAGAAGGGACUAAAAGCUGCUAUAAAAGGAAAAGCAAAAAUCUUCUAUCAACAUGAAAUAAUAAAGAGGGAGUAGGGGAAGGAAUUGACUUAACGAGGGACCAGAAAUAGUUGAAAGAGAAGGUUAUGGCCAAGCUGAAUGGGUUAAAAUUGAUAAAGAGGAGACAUUAAGAUAUCUAGCUGCAUUCACGUAGGAUUGCAUAAGAUAGAUGGCAUAGAAACAAGCAUUCAGCCCAACCAGCAUAUGCCAGUGUUUAAGGUGCACUUGAGUGUGUUUUUAUCUUUUUUCAUCUAAAUCUACCCCAUCAAGACUUCCUAUUCCCUUCUCGUGUUUGCCCAGUUUCCCCUUAAAUGCAUCUAAACUAAUUCAAUUAAUUCCUGUGGUAGCGAGUCCCAGUACCAUUCUUUUGAAUAUAAUGUUUCUUCUGAAUUUCUUGGUGAUUAUCUUAAAUUGAUGAUCUUAAGGUAUCUCCACCCCACAAGAGAAAACAUCUCUGUAUACAUGUAUUAAAACCUUGCACAAUUUUAA